CGGCAGGGGGUCGCUAGGAUACAGGGCCCUGGAGCCCUGGACCCAACGACUACCUGCCGCAGGCAGCCACCGUUGGCGUCCAGACCGGCAGCACAGUCCAGCCCAGCCCAGCCGAGCCGAGCCGAGCAGAGGGCACCCAGUCCAGCCGAGCCGAGCCGAGCAGAGCUGAGCCGAGCAGAGCCGAGCAGAGCUGAGCAGAGCUGAGCGGAGGGAGCCCAGGCCCGCCGAGCCGGCCGAGCCAGCGCCCAUCAUGCCAAGGCAGCGGAGCCGUCGAAGAGGACGAGGGUCCGGGUCAUCGCGGCCCCGGAGGCGCGCCUGCUCCCACACCGCCCGAGCCGAGCUGACCUUCUCUGUGAGCCUGGUGGAGCGCCGUCUGCGGGAGGGCCGCUAUGCCCAGCGCCUGAGUCGGUCUGCCUCCGUGUUCCUGGCCGCCGCCCUCCAGUGCCUGACGGCCACGGUGCUGGAGCUGGCCGGCAACGAGGCCCAGCACAGCGCCAGGAGGCGCAUCACCCCGGAGCUCCUGGACAUGGCCGUCCACAACAACGCGCUGCUCAGUGGACUCUUCGGUACUACGACCAUCUCCCAGGUCGCCCCGGCCCGGCGCUAG
This is a messenger RNA of Sciurus carolinensis (gray squirrel), 607 nucleotides long. RefSeq names its product histone H2A-Bbd type 2/3. The record is from RefSeq and is a predicted model, not a curated record. NCBI's taxonomy places the organism in Eukaryota, Metazoa, Chordata, Mammalia, Rodentia, Sciuridae. Bases 251 to 607 code for a protein of 118 amino acids. The transcript has a single exon. Gene Ontology annotation, molecular function: structural constituent of chromatin; DNA binding; protein heterodimerization activity. Gene Ontology annotation, cellular component: nucleosome.